Mya arenaria is the source of this 4268-nucleotide messenger RNA. Its product is annotated as diacylglycerol kinase epsilon-like. The transcript is spliced from 10 exons. Gene Ontology annotation, molecular function: ATP-dependent diacylglycerol kinase activity. The record is from RefSeq and is a predicted model, not a curated record. Lineage: Eukaryota; Metazoa; Mollusca; Bivalvia; Myida; Myidae. The coding region runs from base 134 to 1702 and encodes 522 amino acids.
GCCAAGCGUCUGUUGACAAUGAUCAAAAAUGUUCCAGAUGUCUUCGUUUUUGUUGACAUUUCACCUUAUUUGAAGAGUUUUCUCACGAUGUUAAGUAUCUAUUUGCGUAUUGAAGAAAUCUGACAGGAAAAAGAUGACUGCGCCGUUAUUGGUUGGUGCUAUCUUUGUGGUUAUCUUCAUUAUGAUGCAAAUGUACAAACGCUAUCGCCGCAUGCACUAUGACGUUCUUGUCUGGGAUGUGACCAAAGGCCACAGGUGGUCAAUGAUGGACGUGUUCACUGAACCUACCUUUUGCAAUGUUGGAAACUUUUCGAUCAAACACGGAGCUAAAUGUAGCUCAUGCGGCAUUUGUGUUGAUGACAGUAACAUGCGUGAGGCGAACAAAAGAAUGCCAUGCAAACCAUUAUCAAUUAAAGGUGAAGGGACACAACAUCAGUGGAUCAAAGGGAAUCUUCAAGGAUGCAGUCUGUGUUGCAUCUGCGGGACAGAAUGCGGCAGACUGCCUCAAAUUUGUGAUAGAAAAUGUGUUUGGUGCAAAAGGGUUGUUCAUGAUGACUGUAAUAGUAAUGGCAAAUUCUGUGAUUUUGGCAUUUACAGACCUGUAAUAAUGCCACCACAUUGUGUAGAAUUAAAGCGAGUGGGAAUUAAAGGUAGAAGACAUUUGAUUGUAUCUAAAGCUCGUUCUCCAAACUUUGAGAACUGGAAACCACUGAUUGUUCUUGGAAAUAGAAAAAGUGGCAAUAUGGAAGGCGAGGUUGUGCUCAGUGAGUUUAGAGACCUUCUCAAUCCAGCACAGGUUGUAGAUCUGCAUGACAUGCAGCCAGAAAAUGCCCUAGAGUGGUGCCACCUACUGCCUGAUACUGUGUUCAGACUUAUCGUGUGUGGAGGGGACGGCACAGUUGGCUGGGUACUCAAUGCAAUAGAAAAUCUUAAACUACAGACCCUCCCAGAGAUAGGUAUCUUACCGCUGGGAACCGGUAAUGACCUUGCUAGAGUGUUGGGCUGGGGUGAGGGGCACAACACAGAUGAUGGCAUUGAUCAUAUUGUCCAGGACGUUAUCACAGCUAAACCAGUCUACCUCGAUAGAUGGAAAAUCAAUAUUAACCACAAGAAGCAUUUGGGGAUAGCCAGACCGAAAAAGGAGAUGAUCAUGAACAACUAUGUGUCCAUUGGUGUGGAUGCUCUAGUCACCCUCAACUUCCACAAGUCAAGAAAAUCCUGGCCAUGGCUGUUUGCCAACAGGCUAAUUAACAAGGCAUGUUACCUGACUUAUGGCACAAAAGAUGUGUUGGAGAGAGAGUGUAAAAAUCUCAAUGAAAAAGUCAAGGUUGAGUUGGAUGGUGAAGAAAUUAAGCUAGAUAACAUAGAAGGUCUCGUUGUUUUGAACAUUGCCAGUUGGGGAGGCGGAUGUCGGCCAUGGGAAUUGUCGGAUAGUAAAGAUGACUACAAUCCAGCAAGGUACGACGAUGGUCUGCUAGAAGUGAUGGCUCUCUACUCAUCAUUCCAUAUCGCACAAAUCCAAGUGGGGCUUGCCGCUCCAAUACUCCUAGGCCAGGCACGACAUGUGAAGAUCACAUUGAAGGACAGCAAUGCCCCGAUGCAAUGUGACGGAGAACCAUGGGAACAACAUCCGGCAGAGAUUAACAUCAACUUCCACAGAAGAGCCACCAUGCUCUCACCAGCACUCACUGAGACGGAUUAACUUCAGGCUAACUUUAACCAGAAAGUGAGACAGGCUAACUUCAACCAGAAAGUAAGACAGGCUAACUUCAACUGGAAAGUGAGACAGGCUAACUUCAACCAGAAAGGAAGACAGGCUAACUUCAACCAGAAAGUGAGACAGGCUGACUUCAACCAGAAAGUGAAACAGGCUUACUUCAACCAGAAAGUUGAGACAGGCUUACUUCAACCAGAAAUUAUGACUGAAUAACUUCACCCAAGAAUAUAAGAUGGACUAAUUUAUAUCAUACUAUAUGUUAAUUGCAACUUGAUUGUGGUGAAAGUCUAAUAAGUCUUUGACAAAUAUCACCUAUCACAAGUGAAUUUUAACCUGAAUUUUCAACUUAAACUACUUUUUGUCAAAGUUACUAAAUCUUUUAUUUAAAUCAUCUACAGGUAUCACACAAGGAAUGAAGCUAUGAUAAAUUCAACUUUGACACAAGGGCCACCAUGCUUAUUCUAUUGCAUACAAAGACUGGCUAGGUUCAACUAGUCUGUAUGAUAAUUCAACUAGAUUAGGGAUUUAUUAAGCCAAUUAAACUUUCAACAAAAUCAUCUAUCACAGGACAAACCUUUCCUAAAGAAAUCAGGCAGUGUUCUGAAAUAAGAACCAGCUGCUGGCCAAAAUAGAUGGUUCAAAUGGCAAUUGGGCAAGAUCACAUUUGGAAAAGUAAUUGAAUUUUAAGUAGAACAAGCAGUAGCUGGUCGGUUACCUCACUUUUUUAGACAGUUUAACUGUAACUUAUUGAGAACCCUGUCCAUGUAUCACAGAAGUUCAACCAUUUGGAAAAAAACAGUGAAUUACAUGUACACCAAUCAAAAAUGUUUUAUUUUAUUGAGUUUUACAAACGUUUGUUGAUUAUGAUCAAAAGAUUAUUGAAUAUUGUUGAAGAUUGAGUGUUUCCAUCUGAAGUCAGUGAUAUCAAAUGAUAUUUAAAAUGUAUUAUUACUAACAAUAACAAUUAUACUUUUCUAAUGGAAUUUACAUAUUAAUAUUCGGAAUGGACAUUUUAUUACGUUAUUUAGCCCAAACCAUAUAUUAUAUUCAGCUUCCUAGGAAGUUUGGGGCAAGAUUUUAACUACCAGUGAGCCGAAUUAUCUAAUAUGUCAAUAAUAUAAAACACGUAGAUACUAAUGUUAAACAUCUCUUUCCAUUUUAGCUGGUAUCAAUUUUUAACAAUCAAUCUAAAAUGUCUGUCCAAUGAACUAUUACGGGUUUUGUUAGAUUUUUAAUCUUGAACUAUCCGACAGACUCAAAAUUGGAGAGAUUUUUUUUUACAGCUCAUACUUGCUUGUCUUCAUCGAAUUGUAUUAUUGUAUUUUAAUAGUAUAUUUAUUGUUACAACCACAUGUAUUGAAUUCCACUCAAAUUAUAGCAUUGCAAUGUAGUUGUUUAUGAACUAUGAAUGUUUAUGAUGUUGUUUUAUUGUCACCUUUUUUAUGUGCAAUCCCAUUAAAAUCAUCUUAAAUGUACACUCUGUGAUCGUAGAUUCUUAGGAUUAUCUUGGGAUCACACAGUGGAGGCCAUCUUCUGGCGACCUUUCUGUCAGCACAUCCAAGGCUUCCUUAUUUAAUUUUAUCAGUCAGCAAAAAAGUUUAUCCAAUAGGCAGCUGGGAUUCCAAAAUUGAAACAGAGAUAUAAUAUUGAAAGUUAAAGCAAACUUUUCAACAUAUUUUUUGUAAUCCAUUAGCUCAUUAAGGGCCGGGGGUCGACAGGGAAUAGCGGGGGAAAUGGGCAGUGUUUUUACCUUCCAGGUGGCCCCCGCAGUGCUGAGUGAAAGUAGUGGUUUUGUUUUCACACUGAAAAUAGUGGAGAAUGGGCUUUAUGCUUUGAAAUUAUGUUCUUUUAAUGGGAUUUGUUGGCGUUUUAGUCAAGCUUUUUCCAGAGUUUAACAAGAACAAAAGGUAUGUUUUAAAUAUGUACAUCAUAAUAGGCCUUACCCAGGAAGUCCCAGGGGUGCAGUUUGCCCCUUCAGGGUGGGGAUUUUACCUAUGUUUGGCUUGACUGAAAGUCAAAGUCCUCGCUAUUCCCGGGACCUGGAGGGGAGGGGGGCGUGGUUACAAUUGACUGGUUCAUUAAAACAUACUGCACAUAUAUAAUCGUAAGGCACAUUGCUAUAAAUAGCUGCAGAUCCCUCUAAUCAUGCAUCCCAAUAUGUAAACAUCAGAUCAUCACGUUAGCCUGCAGUACUUCAGUCGCUUUUUGUUAAUAUAUUUUUAAAGUGUUUUAUAACAUACAUGUAUAUUGAAAUCCACCCAGAAUGGUGCAAAUUGGUGGAAUGAAUUGAGAUGUAGUUAACUGUUUAUGAAUUAUAAAUGAUUAUUUUGUUGUAUAAUUUAGUUGUAGCCUUUUUUUAGUGCAAAAUAGUGUGAUAUUUAAAUUAUUUAUUUCUAUUGUUCUUAAUUUAAACAGCGCUAUACAUUCGAAGAAAAUCUUCUUUUGAUUUUUUUUUCUAUUAUAUGAGAUUUUCUAUUACAUUUACUCAAAACAUAGUCACUAGUGCGUGUUUUAUGUUAUGUUUAUGUCGCUCAAUAAAUGAUAUAAAUGA